This is a messenger RNA of Durusdinium trenchii, 987 nucleotides long. The record is from the annotation of a GenBank genome assembly. NCBI's taxonomy places the organism in Eukaryota, Dinophyceae, Suessiales, Symbiodiniaceae.
AGCCGUAUAGGCAUUUGACCGAAUGUGGAUUAGCGUGGACAGAAGGUAAAGCCACGGGAUUGUGGCCACAUGGCCUUCAUGGCCUUCAUGGCACUUUCCAUGGCCAUGGCACUUGCAGCACAGCCGCUUGCAGGACAGCCCAUAGAAUGCGAUGACGAUUCGUGCCAUAUUUCCCAUUUGCAAUUGCAGGUCGCUGUUGGUGUUCCAAAUGCAACGAAUUGGACUGCACUGGGCGGCGUGUGCGUUGCCGAGCUGCCUGAAGAGUACCAGACACAGCCUAUCUCUGAUGUGUUAGAAAAGCACCCCGAAGAGGACGGAUGGUGCGUGUUUGGUGCGGUGGACCCAUGGAUCAGCGGUUGUGCAGCGUGCCACAAGCUGCGAGACAUGCAGCCCUACUUCGAAGUUUAUACGCAGGAAACUGCGGUCCCCAUCAAGGCGGACGCCACGCCCAAGACGCUCCGCUUUCCCAAUGGUUCGCUGCUGACCAUUCGUGACUACACCUACCCAAUCGUGGACAUCUAUUGCUACCUGAACGGCUACUACGACAUGCCCCGCAAAAGGUUGGUGAAGGAUUAUGACUACGUUGAGAAGAUAUCGGAAGCACAAUGUGCAAGUGUAGAAUGGCAGAAUUCUGAUUUGUCAAUGCAGGGCAUGUUCGCUCAAUAUCUGCAUGAAUCCGAGAUUUUGGCCAGCCUGAUGACUGAGAAGGGCAUCUCUGAUGUGAACCAAUCACUGGUGAACAGUAUACAAUCGCACUUCGUAGUCAAGUGUUUGUUGGGAAGAGGUCACGGAGCCAUUUGUGACAUUCCGGAGUGUUCAUGGAGGGGUUGCGUGUCGCGCGCCGGUGGUGAGGUCAUCGUGAAGUACACUUCCCUUGGGGAAUGUCCAGAGCUGUAAGACGUCGCUGUAAGACGUCCAGAGCUGAAUCGACUAUAGACGUCAUCGAGAGAAUCUCUUCCAAAACAGUUUCACCACACAUAGACUCAG